GAGAGAGAGAGAAAGAGAGAGAGAGUAAUGGUUGACAGAUGUUGGAGAAGGUUCCACUGUUAUGGUUGACGGACUACCAAAGCAACACACGCACACAACUUAGUUGUUAAUGCAAACCGUGACGUCAUCACCACUAUUCCGCUCUUCGACUGAUUCUCUUACACCUGUCUCACUGGGCACAGGAAGUGUAUACCGGUAGAUGUGGUGACGUGCCGUGAAGGAAUUCUGAGCUUUCUGAGAAAAAAGGGUGAAUAUUCUGAAGUAAGAGAUGAAGGACAAAGAUGAGGAGGAGAAGGUCUGAAAAGGAAGAAGAAAAAAGGUGGUGGAAAAAAAAGAAAAAAAGAAGGUAAAAGUCUAAAGACACUCAAUAGAAUAUUCUAGAAAUGGACCUCAACGCGGGAGAUUAGGAGUUUCAAAAGGGCGGUAGAAGUAUGAAACAGGAGCGGGUGAGGUUUUAAAAACAUUUAAUUCCGAGACAGGAGAAAAAAAGACCGAGAAAAAAAGAAAAGGUAAAAACCGGAGAAAAAGGAACGGUAGAGAGAAAGUAUGGGGCGGAGGAGGACGUAAAGAUCGAGAUAAGUGCUCAGCUCCUCCUCCUCCUCUUUCUCCUCGUCCUCCUCUCCUGUUGACAUUGCAGCCAGUGUCAGUGUCGGAACCAUACUCAGCAGCAGCAGCAGCAGAAGCAGCAGAACAUCCUGCUCCUCUCCCAGGUGUGUGGAUCUAACUGACAUGUUCCCUCCGGGAUUAUGUGCGGUUCUCUUGGCCGCUUCCUGCUCUCUCCUCCUGGAGCCGGUCCAGUCUGCGUCCUGUGAGCCGGUCCGGAUUCCUCUGUGCAGGUCUAUGCCGUGGAACAUGACCAAAAUGCCGAACCACCUUCACCACAGCACACAGGACAACGCCGUUCUGGCCAUAGAGCAGUUCGAGGGGCUGCUGGGUACUGGCUGUAGUCCGGACCUGCUUUUCUUUCUCUGUGCCAUGUACUCUCCCAUCUGCACCAUCGACUUCCAGCACGAGCCCAUCAAACCCUGCAAGGCGGUGUGUGAGCGAGCGAAGCAGGGCUGUGAGCCGGUGAUGAAGCGCUACAACCACAGUUGGCCCGACAGCCUCGCCUGCGGUGAGCUGCCGCUGUACGACCGCGGCGUCUGCAUCUCGCCAGAGGCCAUCGUCAAGGCUGAGGGACCAGAUCCGCACAACCAGGAUCCAGCCCGUUGUAACCCAGAAUCCAGUCCAGACUUUCCAAUGGACUCCAGUAACCUCCACUGCAGAGGACCAAAUGGAGAUCGCUGUCAGUGUAAAACCGUCAGGAUGGUUAUGAAAACUUACCUGAGGAACAACUACAACUAUGGUGAGUCACGUGGGGGGGGUGAAUGUCACAUAUUUACAGUACAGAUGGCACAUAAAGUGAUUGGGUUGAGGUUAAUUUGUGUCACUUUAGUUUUUGUCUGUUUGCUACUUCUUAUUGACAGCUCAAUUGCACAGAAGUGGAAGGACAAAAUGGGUAAAAAAGUCAAGAAAUGGGAUCAGAUUCAGCAGUCCGGAGGUCAAAGAGGUCAACGCGGGAGUCGCCACUGAGAUCUUACUGUGUGUGUGUUUGUGUUUGUGUUUGUGUGUGCGUGUGAGAAUAUGUUUGUGUGUGCACGCGUGUGUAGACAUAUUGCACUAUCACUGGCUGUUGUAGCUGAAUGUAGUUCAUCAUCUCUUCCAUUUUUGUGUCCCUUUUUUUUUUUUUCUUCUUCCCCCCUCUUCACACAAACAGUAUUUAGUGUGCGUUUGUCAGUUUGUACACGUUUGUUUCUGUGUGUGUGUGUGUGCGCGCAAGUGUACGACCAAAUGUGUGUCGACACCUAAAGGCAAAUGAGGUGGAGCUUUUUUUUUUUUUUUCCGCUGCAGUGCUAAUUGUCACAUAGCCCGACAGUUUGUGAUUUUUACCAGUGACAGCCAUGUUUGAUCAGCAAACUGAUUUUUGGCCGUUUUAUGGCAACCGAAUGAAGAGCGCGAUGAUAGGUCUGUAACUACGGCCCGAAUAACGAAUCAUAUUUUAACUAAAUGGUACAGUAGAAACCAGGGCAGGAAGACAUUUAACACGAAACCAAAGCAAUGAAGGCAACCAGAGAAACAGACAUAACCAUUUUUUUAUGCUGCUGCAUCCAUAUAAUUUUGUUUAGCUUGAAAGUGACACUACUGGUGUUUUUUUUUUGUUUGUUUUUGUUUUGUUUUUUUGCUUGUACAAGGUUCUGAUUUCAUAGACUCUGUGAAUCGGGUAAAGGUGAAGUAAGUAACAUUCACUCAGAUGGAUGACUUUAAACUUAUUAUUAACCCUUUGCUGCAGUGCUGGUGUCAAUGAGCUGUUACUAACACCCCGAUGUUGUAACUCUGGGUUUCACUUUCAAAUAUUAAACAUAUAAAAGAUUAAAAUACUUUUUAAAAUUU
This is a messenger RNA of Cynoglossus semilaevis (tongue sole), 2430 nucleotides long. It is a transcript of the gene frzb, whose product is annotated as frizzled related protein. Gene Ontology annotation, molecular function: Wnt-protein binding. Gene Ontology annotation, biological process: non-canonical Wnt signaling pathway; canonical Wnt signaling pathway. Gene Ontology annotation, cellular component: cytoplasm. Lineage: Eukaryota; Metazoa; Chordata; Actinopteri; Pleuronectiformes; Cynoglossidae. The transcript is spliced from 7 exons. Bases 730 to 1572 code for a protein of 280 amino acids. The record is from RefSeq and is a predicted model, not a curated record.